Miscanthus lutarioriparius is the source of this 564-nucleotide messenger RNA. Lineage: Eukaryota; Viridiplantae; Streptophyta; Magnoliopsida; Poales; Poaceae. The record is from the annotation of a GenBank genome assembly.
AUGGACGCCGAGGACGAGCGUGAGCUCCUGAAGAAGAUACGAGCGCUGGAGGAGGGCCAGGCCGAGCUCAAGCGGCAGGUGUCCAAGCUCCAGCGCCGCGGCUCCUCGUCGCAACAGCCCGCCGAGCAGUCCUCGUCGGCGUCGCGGUGCACCGGGAUGUCCGCCAGGCACCACAUGAUGGCCAUGCAGUCCCUGGGGCAGGCCGCUCACGUCCUUGACCUCCACGGGAAGGUCCUCUACUGGAACCGGAACGCCGAGCGUCUGUACCACUACUCUUCGGCGGAAGCGGUCUGGCAGGACAUCACGAGCCUGAUCAUCCAUCCCGACGACAUCCCUGCGCUGAACACCAUCAUCGGCAACAUAUUCACCGGCAAAUGCUGGAGAGGGAAAUUCCCCGUGAAGAAGAAAUCGGGGGAGCGGUUCUUCGUCGUCGCCGACGCCACUCCUCUGUACGACGACGACGGCAGCCUGAUGGGCCUCAUCUGUCUCGCCGAUGACACAAGAACACUGAAAGAUCUCAUUGGUACUUCGACGUCAGGAUACUAUUAUUACCCAAAGGAUUGA